Molecule: messenger RNA, 3951 nt
Organism: Sceloporus undulatus (fence lizard)
Lineage: Eukaryota; Metazoa; Chordata; Lepidosauria; Squamata; Phrynosomatidae
Gene: SACK1G
Product: family with sequence similarity 83 member G
Exons: 6
Coding region: 1113-3806 (897 amino acids)
Biological process (GO): BMP signaling pathway
Cellular component (GO): cytosol; nucleus
Source: RefSeq, a predicted model, not a curated record
UGACCCGGGUUCCAAAGGUGCGGAGGAGCAGAGGAUCAAAAUAAAACCUGGCUCCAUUGACAUCACAGUCCUAGUGCAAAUGCACUUGAAAAACACACCCAGUGCACGCUUUACACCUGGCAACCCUCAAGUCCAGCUGGGCCCACUAUAGGACUCCCUCCCGUCCCUGGCAUGAGGCUGCCGCCUUGAGACCCGGCCUCCCGAGGCUGAGUCAGUUUCCUGCCUUCCACGCCUGUUUGCCACAUCUCCACAGAGCAUGCAGGCGAAAGCAUGGGCGCAUUGCGUUGCAUUGCCUUUUGCAAAGCGAAGGAGUUAAUGGGGCAGGUAGGGACAGGCCUUGCCAAAGGCGGGCCAGCGCAUGUGACUGCAGGGAACCGGCAAAAACAUCCUCCGAGGAAUCCAGCUUUGCGGGAGCAGAAAUCAUUUGAAAAAUUCCAGAAGAACCGGACUUAGCCAAGGAAUCCUCCCUUGAAUCCUCUUCCGAGAAACUUUGGAUUUGGAAAACCACAAAAGAGCAAAAGUCUCUGUUCCAUCUGCUCCGGUUUUUGCUCCAUUCCGGCGUGUUCCGUAAUGUAUUUAUCGCUUUCUUAUGGAGAUUUCGAAAGGAAAAGGUAGAGGCGAAAGCCGACCGUCGGACGGCUGGCGGAAAAGGAUUGCAGAAGGCUGGGGGUUCUGAUGUGAAUUUGUGCAGGGCUUUGGAUACUUCUCUCGGUCGCUUCUCAACUGUGUGCAAAAAUUUGGGGAGAGAGAAAUUAACCUGCGUAAACCCUUUUUUUCCAUCCCAGCUUUGCUUUAUUAUUAUUAUUAUUAUUAUUAACACGGAGAUGAGGUGACAAAUAAAACCGAGAGACUCGUUGCGACAUUUUUUAAGAGCUGGCGGAUUCUGAUUCAUAUUUAUAUUUUGCAAGGACCGAAAGCGUCGACAAGGGAACCGUGAAAGGGCUCAAAUAGAAACCUUACUAGCUGCUAGUUGUUCGACUCAGGGAUACUCUAAAUUAUUACUUUCAACAACUCUCUCCUUUUUUAUUUAUUAUCGGUGGACACUUUUUCUUUGUGUGUGUUAUUAUAUAGAGAUAGAGAUAGAUAUAAAAUAAUAGUAACUAGAGACAGCCAUGGCUUUUUCUCAAGUCCAGUGUUUGGAUGACAGUCAUGUCAACUGGCGGUCCAGCGAAUCCAAACCCGAAUUCUUCUACAGCGAAGAGCAGAGGUUGGCGCUGGAGGCCUUGGUGUCCAAAGGCCCGGAGGCCUACUACGAGGUCCUCAAGAAAGAGAACAUCCGGGACUUUUUGUCCGAGUUGGAGCUCAAAAAGAUCCUGGAUAACCUGGAAACGUAUGACCCCAGUUUGGAAUAUAUUCGCCACGGGGAGGAACGCCUCGACCCCGAUAGCCAAGACAGAGAAGCAGGACUGGUGCCUUCUCUGGAGUAUUGGCCGGAGAAGUCCGACCGAUCCAUCCCGCAACUGGACUUAGGGUGGCCAGAGACCAUCGCUUACCGUGGGGUGACCCGAGCCACCGUCUACAUGCAGCCCCCCAUUGACUACCAACCGCACAUCAAGGAGGUUGUCCGGAAGAUGAUCUUCCAAGCCCAGAAGGUUGUGGCUGUGGUCAUGGACAUGUUCACCGAUGUGGACAUCUUCAAGGACCUCCUGGAUGCUGGCUUCAAGCGGAAAGUGGCCAUCUACAUCAUUGUAGACGAGUCCAACCUGAAAUAUUUCCUCCAGAUGUGCGAGCGAGCCCAGAUGCAUGGCGGGCACCUAAAGAACCUCAGAGUCCGCACGACCGGAGGGACCGAGUUUUUCACCCGCUCAGCCACCAGGUUCAAGGGCGCUUUGGCUCAGAAGUUCAUGUUUGUGGACGGCGACAAAGCCAUGUGUGGAUCCUACAGCUUCACCUGGUCUGCCGCCCGAACCGACCGAAACGUCAUUUCGGUCCUCUCUGGUCAAGUGGUGGAGGCCUUCGACAAGCAGUUUCAGGAAUUGUACCUCUUGUCUCAAGGGGUCAGCUUGAAGUCCAUCCCCAUGGACGAUGAACCCGAACCGGAGCCCCUGACCCUCCCGUCCAUCGUGCCUGUGAACCAAGACAACCAAGCCAUGGCCAAGAAAAUGGUCAACCCCAAAUAUGCCUUGGUCAAGGCAAAGAGUGCUGAGCAGAUUGUAAACGGCAAGGCCAGCAGCGAUAAGAACCUCACCGGACGGCAAAGAGCGGAGGCCAAGGGCAAAGCCAUUCCGGAAGGCCGGGUGUCCGAGCGUCCAAGCGAGGUCCUAGAAAUGGUUCCCCCCAUCCAUCCAGGGCUCUUGAACUUGGAGAAGGCCAACAUGUUUGAUUACUUGCCCACUUGGGUUGAGCCCGACCCGGAACCCGGGAGUGAAAUCUUGGGCUACAUCAACAUCAUCGACCCCAAGAUCAAAAACAUCCAGCUGUCCCAGAUGAACCGGAUCAAGGUAUGCGACGUCUCCCAGGCCAACGCCCAACACAGGCAGAUGCUCAAGCAGAAAGCGCAAGAAACCAAAAAGGGCCAUGGCCACCAUCCCACCCCUGCUUCUCCCCAACGGCCAGAUGACCACAACCCCCCAACCCAAAACCAAGAGGCCCCAACCGAACUUAUAGACAACCCCGCCAAAAAGGAUGGAGGCAAACCGACGAACGGAGAAACCUUUGCUACUUUGGCCAACAGUCAACACUUGAAGCAACACUUGGAAGGCCAAAGCCAAGACCAAACCGACCACAAUGGUGCAACUCCUCCAAUCCCAAAACCAAGGACGGUCCCUGUGACAGACUUGAUCUCCCAAAAAAGCACCAAGGAAGACACAACCAGGGAAGAGGGUCACCAAACGCAGCAACUGGAAAGCAACGGAUCCAACGCGGUCGGCAACGGAGAAGGAAGCCACGUUCCUGGGAACUGUCGCCAAUUGAGCAGACAGGAGGCUGUGUCUGAAGACACGGCGGUCCAUCCGGUCAACGGGGUGCAAGACGAGACGGAAGAAGGAGAAGACGAGGAGGACUUUGCAGUGUUCAGCGGUCAAGGGAGUUUGUCCAGCAGCUCCGCCAACCACAGCUACCUCCACUCUGACACAUCCUCUGUCUCAGAUGAGUAUUUCGAGGCGAGAGAUCACUCUGGACUUCUGCGGAGGACCAAUUCGGACUUACUCCUCAAUGGAGGCCUGGACCACCACCGGCCUCCUUUGCAGAGGAAGUUAAGUGAGCCCCAAAUGAGUCGGGGGACCUUUGUCAGUCCUCUUGGUGGCCCUCAGCCCCUCUUGAACUUGACUCUGGAAGAAGCCCGGCAGAGAAGGCGGAAGAGCGACGGCGUGGAGGAGUUGAGGUGCGUUUUGGGAAGGGGACGUAACCUGCAUGCUUUACCCGACGGCUUCAAUACCUGUCUGAGCAAUGCUCCACAGGGACCACAGUUGUUCUGCUACGGAUCCAGGCUGCAAAUGUCCCCAAGGAGAGGAAAAAGCGGGACUUCAGAAGGGAAAAGCCCAGAAGAUAGCAAAUUCCAACGGGCCAAAAACCUCGCCCCAAACCCAGCUGGCCAGCCGUACUGGCAAAGCAAAACCUUCGCUUCCAGCAAAAACUCCCAACCGCGCCGUUUCACUCAAGGAUUCGGAACAGAGACCCAGUCGCCAACCACCAGUAAUGCCCUCUUCCCAUUCCAAGAAAGCCAAAGGUCACCGGAAGAAAUAAAGACCCCCUUGGGCAUCCCUUUAUCCAAACUCUCAGAGUCCAAACACCUAAAAAACAAGGCAAGCCAAUGGUCCAGCGCCAAACGGCGACCCCAGGGCUCCACCAGCCGCAAGGAUCAAUGAAGAGCCAUGAGAGCGACGUCUCCGUUGGGACUUUUGGCUGCUUUUAAGAGAAACCCCUUUGCUUCGGAAAGCCAUGGAAAGGAGGUCAUUGUGCAUUAGCCGAAUGGGGAUUUGGGGUCGGCUGCAAAGUUUCCUUUUACCUGGU